This is a messenger RNA of Paramuricea clavata, 2996 nucleotides long. The record is from the annotation of a GenBank genome assembly. NCBI's taxonomy places the organism in Eukaryota, Metazoa, Cnidaria, Anthozoa, Malacalcyonacea, Plexauridae.
AUGUCUUGCGAAGGCAAUGAUCGUGUGGCACCACCACAACUCAAUUUCACUCUCGAAACAGAGAGUGGCUUUAAUAACAAACAGUAUGACUGGUCAAGUGCCGAGAUUCAGUCACAACUACCGACAGAUAUUCUGCUAAUAACAGAAAAAGAUCACGAAUCGAAUGCUUGUUAUUCGUAUAUGAAUAAUGUUCGACGUGGUUAUUGUAAAGAGCUUGGGUGUAUAGAUUUUGGUCAAUUUGGCGUGAAGGAUGAUCAGAAAGUUGCAUUAAUGAAAUUUAAACUGGGAUCGAAUAAGGAGGGUUUGUUAGCUGUGAAAAAUGCUGCUGAAAUUUUAAAGCCAAAAGUAGUCCUGUUUGUUGGGAUCUGUGCAAGCAUGAAAACGGACAAGAAGGUAAAACUUGGCGACGUUGUCGUUUCCGCAAAGUUAGGGACUAAAGAUAAAAAAGUUAUGCCUGAUGGCACAGUGAACUAUUGCGUUGCAAAAGUGAGUGAAAACAUGGCUCCUCUUAUUCUAAGUGCAGCUGAUGGUUGGAAACCACCGUUAAAAGACCCAAGUAGUUUAAACGUCGAGGUUCAUCGUGACGCUGUAAUGUUAAGUGGCUCAGAUAAAGUCGACAAUUGUAAAAGACGAAAAGAUUUGGCGUAUUAUUGCCAAGAUGCACUUGGUCUUGAAAUGGAGGAUGCAGGUAUAGUGACUAUAGUGAAUAAAUAUGACAGCAGACAGCCUGUUAAAGUCGAAUUAAAUAGAACAAAGUGGCUAUUCGUACUGGAAUGUGGCACCCGAUUCUUACGUUACGUAAAGUAGCAAUAUAAAUAUUUUUUGCAACAGCUUUUAGCCAGCUUGCCGCUAGCGUAUUCGGCAAAGGCGUUGCGUGCGUGCCAAGUGAAACGAGGUCGGCUCCGGAUUUAGUUUUAGCCGUCGGUUUUCUGUUGACUUAGAAAUUUUUCUUAAAAUAUUUUAAAUUUUUCCCCCCACUUUUUUUAACUCUCAAAUAGUUUAUUAGACCUUUAUUGGUUAGGGACUCCAGACUGCAGAGUAUAGCAGUUUUCAACAAGAUCUUGGGUGCGCAAUCGGGCCGCACCGGAAGUGCGGGUGUGCAAAACUGCCCAAAAAUUCUCAGGUGCGCCUGCUCAAGUGCUCCAUGAAAAAGUUGAAAUGGUUGAAAGGGUUGAGGGGCGCCUAGUUCACAAUGUUAUUUAUCAAUACAUGUACGUCUUAGUAUGUAGUCCACUAAUUAAAAAUGCAUUAAACACAAUGUGUUGAUCAACUGAAUGAACUGAGGUAUACUGCCUAUACACUGGAGUUAUAUUUGAAUAUAUUUAGCUCAAUGGCACUGCAUAUUAGGACUGUGUUGAGCAGGUCUUAUAUGUAACAACCUAUUCUAAUGAUUUCUGUGUAUGUUGGUGUUAUGUAGUCAGGUGAAUAUGAUGUUUGUGAUUUUACUCUGAGUGUGCAUCCACACCGGGCAAGCUAAAAAGUUUGCCUGACCACAGUGGGAAUUGAACCCGCGACCUUUGGGAUACUAGCUAGUCCUCUCUAUAAUUUUGAAAGUUCUGGAGCGAUGUUUUCUUCGUAACAUGUGAGAGCACCGUGCGACUGUUCUAGGGGCUACAUCAUCUAAAAAACCUGUAUUGUCUGGAGUCCCUCAAGGUUCUAUCCUGUUAGCCUGCGAGCAGGCUCUCUGGGUGAAAGAGAGCCUGCAAGGAUCCCUAUAAUAUUUACGUGCAUGCGUCCAAUAUUUGGACGCAGAGCUCUGAUUGGUUGAUAACUGAUUCAAAUGAAGUGAUUGACAAGCUUCCAUAAACUACACUUCCCGUUUGUAAAACCAAGUAACGCAAAGCUUCGGAAUUGCGGCAAUGUAGAGAUAAAAGUGUCAUGUAUUUUGUAUCCUUGUUGACUUUUUAUAGAAUUAAUAUAGUAUUCAUAUAAAGACGAAUACUAAAAGCUUGCAUGCUUUAUUGUGUCCUGGGCUUGUCUGACUAACUGAUUUCUAGGCUACGGAAAAGACUGAACAAAUUCGCAAACCAAAACCUAGGGACAAGGCAUUAUAUCGCUUCUCUUUCAUGAAACAAUAUUGAGAAUUAUUCUGAUAAUAUUCAGUGCAUAUUGUUUGUAUUAAGCUUGUUUUACAAUGUUAUACUGACUAUUUAAUAUUUAUAAGUAUGCGGCGUUAAUUAAAAUGUACAGUAAUUUACUCGUCACUUUGUUUACAAUAAUUAUCACAUGCAUGUUGACUGUAAUUCCACCUUUUGUUGCAAAAUGUGAACUAUAAACAUAUUAUUAAAUUAUGUCCAAUGUCCAUGGUAUAUCAUAUAUGUCUAUGUCUCACCAAAGCCAUAAAUUUCAGUAAGUUAUAUUGUUACUAUACUGUAUAUAUAUAUAUUUAUUGCAGCAUGAAGCAAUUCCAAACAACUGAAUUAGUUAGCGGGUAAUAUACAACUUUAAACUUACUGUGCCUACCGAAACACAUGUAGAUUGUAAUAAAAAGUACAACUUGAUAUAUUACACUGUAAAACCUUGAGCCGUUUUAACUUUUUUAGUAUGCCCCAGUGGCAGUCUGUAUACGAAACUAACGAAAGAAUACAAUAUAAAUGGAGUUCAGCGUUUAUCGGUUUAUGUUUACAAUAUUGAAGUGUAUUUCUGGUCUGCGCUGAUUGGUUGUUAUUAAUUGACCUGUGACAUCUUAAUUGAAGGGCGGCAGGCAAUCAUCAUAGGGAUCGUUGCAGGCUCUCUUUCACCCCAGAGAGCCUGCUCGCAGGCUACUAUCCUGUAUCCAAUACUCUUCCUCCUUUAUGUUAACAUGCAACCUACCUGAUGUAGUGAAUAAUGCAAAAGUAGUUUCUUUUGCUGACGACACAAACUUAUUCAAGUGUGUCGAUUCUCACAUAUACAGUGCCUCGAUUCAAAGUGAUCUUGAUAAUCUUGAGGAGUGGCGACUUCUUCUGGACUUGUAUUUAAUCAAACUAAAUGCAAGUGUCAGAGAAUUACCAUGA